CGGCGCAAGAUGGCGGCGGGAGGGGCCCAGGUUGCUGCUCUGGCCGCCGAGUGAGGGGCGGGGGGGGCCCGGGGGCGCGCGGCCCGAGACCCCCCCGGCCGCCCUCCUCCUUUCUUUGUUCCUGUGGCUGGGGGGGUAUCCCCUCCUCCACAACAUGGAGCCAUCUCCUCUGUCUCCCAGUGGGGCAGCACUUCCCCUGCCGCUGUCGCUGGCUCCGCCCCCACUACCCCUGCCAGCAGCUGCAGUGGUACAUGUGUCCUUCCCUGAGGUGACCAGUGCCCUCUUGGAGUCCCUCAAUCAGCAGCGUCUGCAGGGCCAGCUCUGUGAUGUGUCUAUCCGAGUGCAGGGCCGGGAGUUCCGGGCUCAUCGGGCUGUCCUGGCUGCCUCCUCCCCUUACUUCCAUGAUCAGGUCCUACUCAAGGGCAUGACCUCCAUCUCGCUGCCCAGUGUCAUGGACCCAGGCGCCUUUGAGACUGUCCUAGCCUCCGCUUACACUGGCCGCCUCAGCAUGGCUGCUGCUGACAUUGUCAACUUCCUUACAGUGGGGUCUGUGCUCCAAAUGUGGCACAUUGUGGACAAGUGCACUGAACUACUCCGAGAAGGCCGGGCCUCAGCUACCACCACCAUCACUACUGCUGCAGCCACCUCUGUCACUGUCCCUGGUGCUGGGGUGCCAUCCGGGAGUGGGGGCACUGUGGCCCCUGCUACCAUGGGCUCUGCGCGCUCCCAUGCCUCCAGCCGGGCCAGUGAGAAUCAAUCUCCCAGCAGCAGCAACUACUUCAGCCCCAGGGAGUCCACUGAUUUCUCAUCUUCCUCCCAAGAGGCAUUCGCAGCUUCUGCAGUGGGCAGUGGGGAGCGUCGAGGAGGUGGCCCUGUAUUCCCAGCCCCUGUCGUUGGCAGUGGGGGGGCCACAUCUGGAAAGCUGCUGCUGGAGGCAGAUGAGCUGUGCGAUGAUGGUGGGGAUGGGAGGGGGGCAGUGGUUCCUGGGGCUGGGCUCCGGAGACCCACCUAUACACCCCCUAGCAUCAUGCCACAGAAACACUGGGUAUACGUGAAGCGAGGUGGUAAUUGCCCAGCACCAGCACCCCUGGUUCCCCAAGACCCAGAUCUGGAGGAGGAAGAGGAGGAGGAAGAUCUGGUGUUGACCUGUGAGGAUGAUGAAGAUGAAGAACUAGGGGGUAGCUCCAGGGUUCCAGUGGGGGGAGGGCCUGAGGCUACCCUUAGCAUCAGUGAUGUCCGUACCCUGAGUGAGCCCCCAGACAAGGGGGAGGAGCAGGUAAACUUCUGUGAGUCCUCCAAUGACUUUGGCCCAUAUGAGGGUGGGGGUCCUGUGGCAGGUCUUGAUGACUCGGGGGGGCCAACUCCCUCUUCCUAUGCCCCCUCCCACCCUCCUCGACCGCUCCUUCCCUUGGACAUGCAGGGCAACCAGAUCCUGGUCUUCCCGUCGUCGUCUUCAUCCUCAUCCUCACAGGCUCCUGGCCAACCACCAGGGAACCAAGCAGAACACGGGGCAGUGACCGUGGGGGGCACGUCGGUGGGGAGCCUGGGUGUGCCGGGUAGCGUUGGUGGGGUCCCUGGAGGGACUGGCAGCGGAGACGGGAAUAAGAUCUUUCUGUGCCAUUGUGGGAAGGCUUUCUCCCACAAGAGCAUGCGGGACCGGCACGUGAACAUGCACCUCAAUCUGCGGCCGUUUGAUUGCCCCGUGUGCAACAAAAAGUUCAAGAUGAAGCACCAUCUGACUGAGCACAUGAAGACGCACACAGGUCUCAAGCCCUACGAGUGCGGAGUCUGCGCCAAGAAGUUCAUGUGGCGAGACAGCUUCAUGCGCCACCGAGGACACUGUGAGCGCCGGCACCGCCUGGGCGGGGUCGGGGCCGGACCUGGGGCUGGGACGCCCACGGGGCCAUCCUUGCCGUCCAAGAGAGAGUCUCCCGGAGCGGGCGGGGGCAGCGGCGACGAAGCGAGUGCGGCCACGUCCCCGUCCAGCAGACGUGUCUGGUCCCCACCCAGCGUCCACAAGGUGGAGAUGGGCUUCGGUGGAGGUGGAGGAGCAAACUGAAGGGGCAGGCUACUGGGGUGGGGUAGCUUUCGGGAAAGGGAAUAAGGAGCACGAUGCAAGGGCGCUGUGGCCCCCGGGUGAUCUCCCACCACACUUACUGUCUUCCUUUAUCUCUGUGGACUUGUAUAUAUUCUGGAAGGGGAACCACAGUUGCACCAUCGCCCGCCCAUUCUACUACUCAACCCCUCCCUCCCAAGGUAUUUCCAGAACUAAGCCCUUCCUUUCCCUCUGAUGGGUACACUGAAGCCCCUGCUCCACAGAGUAGGGCGCACAUGGAGGGAGGGAGAGGGGGUGUGUUGAACAUCCUGCAGUCACAGGGUCGGGGUCAGGUGGUUGUAGUCUGUGCCUGAAGUCUGUGUUUGUGUUGUCGUGGAGACAAGGCCUUUGAGCCCCACCCUUGUCCUAGAACCUACCCCCUCAAGGAUGCACUCUUUAUUUCUACCCUGUCCCUUCCCGCCACCCCCCACUUCCCGUGGAAAUUCCCAAUUCGGUUCUCAUGGAAGAGUGGGUGGAGACAAGGAAGGAGUAAGUCGUAGGAGUACAAGGUUUUUAUUUUUUUUAACAGUGAUUAAAAUAUUUAUUGGUCAUUUA
Messenger RNA from Nomascus leucogenys (northern white-cheeked gibbon), 2650 nucleotides. It is a transcript of the gene ZBTB22, whose product is annotated as zinc finger and BTB domain containing 22. Gene Ontology annotation, biological process: regulation of transcription by RNA polymerase II. The record is from RefSeq and is a predicted model, not a curated record. Lineage: Eukaryota; Metazoa; Chordata; Mammalia; Primates; Hylobatidae. Gene Ontology annotation, molecular function: protein binding; RNA polymerase II cis-regulatory region sequence-specific DNA binding; DNA-binding transcription factor activity, RNA polymerase II-specific.